AUGUGUGAGUCACCCGCACGGAAUGGGAUCCACGCCCCCGGAAGUUCCUCGCGGAGGCUUCUACUCUACGGAGACUACCUGAAGUUGCACCAGCUUCUCGACUGCCAGCAGAUGGUCUCGGAACAUCACGGCAAAGAGCGGGUCCACGACGAGCACCUCUUCAUCAUCACGCACCAGGCUUACGAACUUUGGUUUAAGCAGAUUCUCUUCGAGCUGGACUCAAUCCGACCACUUCUCCACACAAAGGAAGUCAAUGAAUCCAACAUGUUUCAAAUAACGUCACGGAUGAACCGGGUGGUCCUCAUUCUAAAGCUGCUCCAAGAACAAGUGGAAAUCCUCGAAACGAUGACUCCGUUGGACUUCAUGGAAUUCAGGGGCUACCUCGCACCCGCGUCCGGUUUCCAGAGCCUACAGUUCCGCCUCAUCGAAAACAAGCUGGGUGUCAAAAACGAACUCCGAGUGAACUACGGGAAGCAGCACUACCAAAAAGUCUUCGAGGAUCCGACGGCCAUCAACAUGAUACGGGAGUCUGAGAAGGAACCCACGCUCUUGCAGCUCAUCGAGCGGUGGCUAGAAAGGACCCCUGGCCUGGAACCUAACGGCUUCAACUUCUGGAAGAAGUACCAAAAUGUCGUGGCUCUAAUGUUGGACAAGAUGGAGGCAGAUGCCAAGGCUCAAGGCGACCAGGCAGUUCUUGACAGCGUGGCCAAGAAAAGGGAAACGUUCGACAGCCUUUUCGACGUCUCCAAACACAACGCCCUUGUGUCCAGAGGGGAACGUCGUCUGAGCCACCUGGCCAUGCAGGGUGCCAUGAUGAUCUCGCUGUACAGGGACUACCCGCGCUUCCACCAGCCCUACUACCUGCUCACACUGCUCAUGGACGUCGAUUCCCUCGUCACCAAGUGGAGAUACAACCACGUGCAGAUGGUCCAGCGCAUGAUUGGGUCGCAGCAAAUCGGAACUGGAGGCUCUUCGGGCUACCAGUACCUCCGGUCCACGCUCAGCGACCGCUACAAGGUGUUCCUGGACCUGUUCAACAUCUCGACCUUCUUGAUCCCGCGCUCCUGCAUCCCCAAGCUGACCUCCGACAUGAGCAAGAAACUGAGCAAUCGGGACGACGAAGACGCCGUGCCCGAAGACGGGGAAGCACCGCAGAUCCCGGACCCGGAGUUCCCCGGAAAGUUCCUCUAAGACGCCGCGGAUUCUGCCCGCGGAUCUUGUCAGGAUCCCGCCUGGACCCCUUCACCAAUCUAUAGCCCGGAUUCUGACAGGAUCCCACCAGGAUCUUUCCAGGAUCCAGUACCGAUCGUACUGGGAUAUGUCGCCCGGAUCUUGUCGAAAUCCCGUCCGGAUCCCUCCCGGAUUCAGUCCGGACCCUGCCAGCAUAUCACCCGGAUCUUGUCCGGAUCCCGCCCAGACCCUUCACAAAUCUACCCCGGAUCCUGACAGGAUGUCGGCCGGAUGUUGUCGGGAUCCUGGCCCGAAUGCAACCUGGAUCCUUCCCAGAUCUUUUCAGGAUCCCGUCCAGUUUCAGCCCCGAUCCCGUCAGGAUCGUACUCAGAUUCUCCCCAGAUCCAGCCCGGAUACUUCCCGGAUUUUGUCGGGAACCAACCCAGAUCCAGCCUGGAUUUUCCCCAGAUUUUGUCAGGAUUCUGGCAACAUCCUUCCCAAAACCAGUCUGGAUCCCUCCCAGAUCGUGCCCGGAUCUCGCCCAGAUCUCGUCCCGACACCGUCAUGCAUUUCAGUCCAUUGCCAAAACGAUGACCCUUGCAAUGGUCUAGGGUCUCGUUAAAGUGAUCAGCUUCUUAAUAUAUACACGUUUUCAUUCCAGACAGAGCGCCGCGUUAAAAGUGACUGGUUGGAAACAGACAUUCCUUUCAACAUGCGCUCUGUGCAAUACAGCUUAGAUGGGAAACAAACUAUUUUUAGAAGCGCACCUGCUAAUCAUAAAGACAGAGAGGAUAACUGGACUAGUUGGUACGAGUUCAUCUUGAAACAGCCCGAAUGCUACACGGACGAAGGAAAGAAGUGGAAGGUACAAGCCGUAAAGACAGGUUUUCCCUGUAUGUUAUCUUAUAUGGAGUUUAAGUAGAAACUAGAAAAUCCACUGAUACACGUUUAAAAUUGUUUUGUACGACUCCCUGUAACAUAUCCAAACCCUGGAAAACAAACCUCUAAUUUAUCACUCGCAAAUAUAUCGCAGGUUGACGGGAGAUCAUUUGGUGCGAAUUUGCAUCGUUCAGUUUGAAAAUGAUAAAGGUAUGUAGUCCUGCGGCCUAGAACUUUAUUUAGUUAUAGCUCAGCUCAAGCAAAGGAACUAAAAAGUGUCUAAAGGAAUAGUCCAUCAUAUGCUUUGAGCUUAGUGCAUAAGCAUAACUUAUUUUUUGAAAGAGAGAGAGAGAGCGAGUUAAUAACCAUUAUUCAAUACAGCCAAUUUUCCCUCUUUUUGGAGGAAAAAAGUCGGACAACGAAUUACAAUUAUUUUUUUAAGCACACCUCACAACUGGCGCAGCUAUUAAUCCCUAUUUCGUAAAAACGUACACAUUUUCAUAUGGGAUUUUAAUUUUUUUUUCUCGCAACUUUGCGAGCAUUGCUUUCCGCAGCGGACAAACUAUCCACGACUGCGUGCAGGGCAAGCACGUGGAGACAUUGAGUUGGCUGGAAGAUUUAUUGUUUCUUCUGCCUGGCAUCGAUAUUUUUUCUUAUGCCUACGUUUUGCAAGUUCAUUUAUGGCUGUCAGCUCUUUUGCCUUAGAUUGUUCAUCGCGAAAGUUACCCAAACAAAAUAGUUUAUUGGUACUUUUUUUAUUUUCUUUCUAAAAUCCGAAUCACUAUAGGUGGCUCGCUACGGCAGCACGUCGUAACAUUGAGCGAGCCGUGCACAACAAAUAAGCGCGCGUAGUUCAUUCAUAUAAUAUCGUCUAGAUUUGAAAUGAGUUUCACUUCUAUUAUUUUGCCUCGACAAAAAGAAUUUCGCGAUUUUAGAACCGCGAUAGCAGGAUCAUUAAAAAAAAAAAAAAAGUGUAUUCGCGAUAUCAUCGACAAAGUUUAGACCAAGGCAACCUUUGAUUAUUUUGCUCACAGCUGUUCUGAACAAACUGACAAGCGGCAUUCAGGCAUCGUGUAAGUAAAAGUAUAAAACACAACAACAAAGAAAAGAGCACUGCGUGAAAAGAAACCUGUAGAGCAAACGAUACAAAACGGAUCGUGUAACCUUCAAAGUCGUCAAGGUAAAAAAGUUUGGACGUUCGAGUCUGAAUUCGGUCUUAGCUAGGAAAAGAACAAAAAGUCAACAAAACGCAAAAAAAAAAAAAAAAAAAUCUUAGCUGUAGUGUGUUAUAGGCGGAGUGUAGCUGUAUUAUAGUAAAUAUAAUGAUAAUAAAGCAUUUUCCAUUCUUGGUGUGACGUUAUUUCUUUACCUGUUCUACUUUUCGCCACUACUUUACUUUUUUCCCCGCUCAACAAGCGUAUCGCCUCGCCCGAAGGGAUGUAAAAAAUCUUCAGUUGAAAAAACAAAACAAAAAACACUAUUAAAUAGUAAUACAUUCAAUUCUAAUUUUUAUUUUAGCUUAAAAUUUUUCAGCCUUUUCACUCUGAUGAAGAAGGAAGAGCAGCGGAGCUGUAUUAUGUGCCGCCAUCUAUGAGCGACGGCGGCAACCAGACAAUCGGGCGGCCGGCUGUCUGGUUCCCGCCGUCACUCAUAGAUGGCGGUAGCUGUCCAAAGCGUUGUGUCGAGAUUUAGUUGUCCACGGACACAAAACUGGGGACACUAGCCCUUAACAGCUCCGCUGUAAAACACAGAGGGUUGAAAACAAAAUGCUAAUGAGCAAACAGAAUCAAAUGAGACGUUGGAUGUUUAGCAAAAGAGUGGAAAAAAUAAAAAGCAAAUUAGACGUUCGUGUUUACUUAUUUAUUUAUUUAUUGUGCAUACCCUCAAGCGCCGGAGCAUUGUAGAGGGGAGGGGCAAAGCAAACAAAAAUAAA
This is a messenger RNA of Ixodes scapularis (black-legged tick), 3982 nucleotides long. RefSeq names its product tryptophan 2,3-dioxygenase (gene vermilion). The record is from RefSeq and is a predicted model, not a curated record. Gene Ontology annotation, molecular function: metal ion binding; heme binding; L-tryptophan 2,3-dioxygenase activity. The transcript is spliced from 15 exons. Lineage: Eukaryota; Metazoa; Arthropoda; Arachnida; Ixodida; Ixodidae. Bases 1 to 1191 code for a protein of 396 amino acids.